Perca fluviatilis (European perch) is the source of this 1384-nucleotide messenger RNA. It is a transcript of the gene hdhd3, whose product is annotated as haloacid dehalogenase-like hydrolase domain containing 3. The transcript has 3 exons. Bases 410 to 1135 code for a protein of 241 amino acids. The record is from RefSeq and is a predicted model, not a curated record. NCBI's taxonomy places the organism in Eukaryota, Metazoa, Chordata, Actinopteri, Perciformes, Percidae.
GGGCUGGAUACGGAGUGGAACGGCUUUCCGUAGACCGGCUUUGGUAGUACCAUGGAUGUAUUAGGGUAGUACUACUCAGAAUACCUAGCUAUGCUACUAGCUAGCUGGCUAGGUUGAGUAGUAUUCACCAGGUUUGCUAGUACCAAAUAUUCUCCAUUACUAAGCCGUAUGUCACCAGGAUGAAGAUUUGUGGUUGGAAAUGGGAGAGGCAGAGAUAGUUGAAGAUAGUUUUGGGGAUGGUUGAUAGGAAGAUCAUACAGAUACAGAGGAAUAGACGUCGGUCGCUACUUCUCCAGAAGAUGGCAACAGCUGCCGUAAAGAACUCCAGCGAAGAAGAAGACAGACAGCUGAGCUUACUGAAGUUGUUUGCAACCGUUGACAGCUGGGAAGGUUGUUGGACUACGGUGUAAUGCAAGCUCCUCUGCGCUGGGUGCUAUGGGAUGUGAAAGACACCCUGCUGAAGGUGCGUGCAUCUGUGGGAGAGCAGUACUGCAAGGAGGCUGAACGAGUGGGCUUGAACCUCAGUCCUGUGGAGGUCGAAGCUGCUUUCCGCCAGGCAUAUCGACAUCAUUCCAGCAGACACCCAAACUAUGGCGUCACUCACGGCCUAGAUGGACAGUCUUGGUGGAUGGGAGUGGUGCGAGACACUUUCUCCCAGUGCAGGGUACAGGACCCAGCCCUGCUAAAUACAGUGGCUCACAACCUUUAUCAUAACUUCUGCAAUGCAGAGAACUGGGAGGUAUUUUCAGACUCAAAGAAGACCCUGGAGUGUUGCUCUUCUCUAGGACUGAAGCUGGGUGUGGUAUCAAACUUUGAUAAGCGCCUAGAAAAGAUUCUACAUGUGUGUGGCCUGCGGUCUCACUUCAGCUUUUUGGUAACAUCAGAGGAAGCAGGUAUAGCAAAGCCAAGUCCAGCCAUCUUUGACCAGGCACUGCAGAGAUGUGGAGUACCAGCUGCUAGUGUAGCUCAUAUCGGGGACCACUAUGUGAAUGAUUACCUCGCGUCUCGGUCUGUGGGCAUCCACGGGUUCCUAUUAGACAGACACAACAAGCACAACCAACCUGACGUUCCUCGAGAGCAUCGGCUUAGCUCCCUGGAGGAGCUGCCGUCACAGCUUCAGCUUCGCAUUGACUAAUGCCAAGAGUCAUGGGCUCAACUGCAAAGCUACUCAGCCUACCUGUGGUUCAGUUAAGGAACAAAUUUUUGGCAUGUAGCUAUGUUGACCUGAGUGGGCUCAACCACCUAAGAGCUCAAAUGAAAUGUUCCUGAUAGAUAUUUAUAGGGGGAAAAAAACAUGGGUUGUACCGUAAUAUGAAAACUGUAUGUACAGUGUGUAAUUGUAAUGCACUGUUACUGUAAAUAAAAUUGGAAGUACUAAAUUAUA